Molecule: messenger RNA, 828 nt
Organism: Oncorhynchus kisutch (coho salmon)
Lineage: Eukaryota; Metazoa; Chordata; Actinopteri; Salmoniformes; Salmonidae
Product: zinc finger protein 354C-like
Exons: 4
Coding region: 310-828 (172 amino acids)
Biological process (GO): regulation of transcription by RNA polymerase II
Molecular function (GO): RNA polymerase II cis-regulatory region sequence-specific DNA binding; DNA-binding transcription factor activity, RNA polymerase II-specific
Source: RefSeq, a predicted model, not a curated record
GUCAACAGAUGGCGAUAUGCGUUUUUCAGGCGAUGCUAUCAGAGUGACGUAUAAUGUAGUGGACGGGACGCUUCUUCAACAACAUCUCGUCAGCCACCUCGGUAGCUUCCUAGCGGAAACGUUCAAGCUGUUCAGACUGCUUCGGUCUAUAUUUACUUCUGUAUUUGGAACAUAAUUCUGUCUUUUAACUAGUUUCCCCAUUUCAUGUCAUAUUUCCGUUUAGUCAGGUAACGGUAGCUGGCUUGAUAAAUGAGCCUAUCACUAGGCUAGUCGCUAACUAGCUAGGUUAGCUGACUAACAUCCCCGACCAUGAGCUCAGCAAGCUGCUGCCCUCCUGCUAAAAAAGAGGUCUGCUGGAAGGAGAAAGAAGGUAUUUGGCUGAACGUUGUCGUGAAAGAGGAGAAUGAAGAGGAUGAUGUCACAGUAAACGAAGAAGUAGAGGGUGAGGCUGUUACACAGAAAGAAGAGGAAGAAAACGAUUAUACUUUUUUUGGAGUGAAUGAAGGAGAGAUAACUGUCAUAUUGAAGGAGGAGGAGAGGGAAGAAGAGGAGGAGACAGAAGAUCUGAGUAACACCAGAGAGAGACCAGACUCUCCUUCUGACAGCAGGAAGAGUCCUUCAGGGAAACCAGACCCCGAGACGUCCAAACCAGCAGGACGACAUCACUGCUCCCAGUGUGGAAAGAGUUUUACUCAGUUAGGGAGCCUGAGAACACAUAAGAGAAUUCACACUGGGGAGAAGCCUUACCACUGUUCCCAAUGUGGAAUGACGUUUACCCAGUUAGGGAGCCUGAGAACACAUAAGACAAUACACACUGGAGAGAAGUGA